AUGGCUCAUUCUUCUUCCUCCUCCUCUUCUCGAAAUUGGGUAUACGACGUCUUCCCUAGCUUCAGCGGCGAAGAUGUCCGGAAAACAUUCCUCAGCCACUUUCUCAAGGAGCUAGAUCGGAAAUUGAUAAUUGCUUUCAGAGACAACGAGAUCGAGAGAAGCCAAUCCCUCGAUCCGGAGCUCAAACGAGCGAUUCGGGAUUCGAGGAUCGCCGUCGUUAGGAAACAGAAGGGCGAUUUUGGGAAAGUCUUUGAGAAGACUUGCCAGGAAAACACAAAAGAUGAGCAAAUUCUGUGGAGGAGAGCUUUAACUGAUGUAGCUAAUAUGCUCGGAUUUCACUCUUCGAACUGGGAUAAUGAAUCGAAAAUGAUAGAAGAAAUCGCCAAUGAUGUUUUGUUUAAACUGAAUUUGACUCCGUCAAAUGGUUUUGAGGACUUUGUUGGCAUCGAAGAUCAUAUAGCAGAGAGGAGUUUCUUGCUGCGUUUGGAAUCAGAUGAAGUGAGGAUGGUUGGGAUCUGGGGCUCUUCAGGAAUUGGCAAAACCACCAUUGCUAGAGCUCUAUUUAGCAGACUCUCUCGCCUAUUUCAAGGUAGCAUCUUCAUAGACAGGGCUUUCAUAUCAAAGUGCAGGAAAAACUACAACGAAGCCAACUCCGAUGACUAUAACCUGAAGUUGCAUUUGCAGAAAACUUUCAUGUCUGAGAUUUUUGGGAAAAGGGAGGUAAAGAUUGAUCAUAUUGGUGCAAUGGGAGAGAGGCUAAAGCACCAGAGACUUGUUAUCGUUCUUGAUGAUUUGGAUGAACAAGUUGUUCUUGAUGCCUUGGCUGGUCGAGCUCAAUGGUUUGGUUGCGGGAGCAGAAUCAUUGCGGUAACAAAGGAUAAGCAUCUUUUGAGAGCUCAUGGGAUUACUUGUAUUUACAAGGUUGGUCUCCCAUCUGAAAAGCAAGCUCUGCAGAUGUUUUGCCGAUUUGCUUUCAGGCAAGACUCUCCACCUGAUGGUUUCUUGGGACUUGCUUCUGAAGUGGUGAAGCGUGCGGGUGGUCUUCCUUUGGGGCUUAACGUUUUGGGUUCGUAUUUGCGAGGGAGGAACAAAGAGGAUUGGAUGGAUAUGAUGCCUAGGCUUCGUACUAGGCUGGAUGGAAACAUUGAGAGAGCAUUAAGAGUCAGCUAUGAUGGGUUAGGUAGCAAAGAAGAUAAAGCGAUAUUUCGUCACCUCGCGUGUCUCUUCAACGGUGCGGUAAUCGAUUACAUCAAACUGGUCCUCGCAGAUGCUGAUUUGGAUGUCAAUGCAGGGCUGAAAAACCUAGCUGAUAAAUCCCUCAUACAAGUAAGAGGGGAUAGUGUGGAGAUGCACUGUUUGGUACAAGAAAUGGGUGAAGAGAUCGUUCGCUCACAAUCUAACGAACCAGGGGAACGUGAAUUCUUGUUGGAUUCGAAGGAUAUUUGCGAUGUUCUUGAGGAUAACACUGGCACUAGAAAAGUCUUAGGUAUAUCACUGGAUAUGUCGGGGAUUGAUGAGUUGCACAUACAUAAGAGAGCCUUUGAAAAGAUGCGUAGUCUGUUUUAUCUAAAGAUUAACAAGAAACCAUAUGAAGAAGUCAGAUGGCACAUACAAGAAGGCUUCAACUACUUGCCACCUAAACUCAAAAUACUUAGCUGGAGUGGAUACCCAUUAAGAUGUCUGCCUUCAAACUUCUGUCCUCAACAUCUGGUAAAGCUCAAAAUGCAGAACAACAAGCUCGAGAAGCUGUGGGAAGGAGUUCAUCCCCUCAGAUCCCUCAAACGUAUGGAUUUGUCAGGAGCUAAAAACCUGAAAGAAAUCCCAGAUCUUUCGAUGGCAACCAAUCUUGAGAAAUUGUUGCUAAGAAGCUGCUCGAGCUUGGUGGAGAUUACUUCUUCUAUACGGCACCUCCAUAAAAUGUUGGUGUUGGACAUGAGUAGGUGCACAAGACUUGAGGCACUUCCAUCAGGAAUCAAUCUCAAAUCUCUCGAUAAACUCGAGCUCAGUGGAUGCUCACGACUGAGAAGUUUUCCUAAUAUCUCAAGUAACAUUUCCAAGCUUGAUCUAAGCCGAACAAGUAUCGAGGAAUUCCCCUCUAAGCUUCGUCUAGAGAAGCUCAAUACCCUUCAAAUGAAAGAAAUCAAGAGUCGUAAACUGUGGGAAGGAGUGCAGCCACUUACAAGCCUCAAGUCGUUAGAUUUGUCCGGAUCUGAAAAGCUGAAAGAAAUCCCAGAUUUUUCGUUGGCAACCAAUCUUGAGUGGAUGCACCUCAAGGGUUGCACAAGUUUGGUGGAGAUUCCUUCUUCGUCUAUUCAGAAUCUUAAGAAGUUGAGUUAUUUGAGCAUGGAAGAUUGCAGAGAGCUGGAGGCACUUCCAAGCGGUAUCGACCUUGAAUCUCUCGAUUCUCUCAAUCUCGGUGGAUGCUCAUGCCUAAGGAUUUUUCCUGAUAUCUCACGCAACAUUUUCUUCUCAUUCUAA
This is a messenger RNA of Microthlaspi erraticum, 2478 nucleotides long. The record is from the annotation of a GenBank genome assembly. NCBI's taxonomy places the organism in Eukaryota, Viridiplantae, Streptophyta, Magnoliopsida, Brassicales, Brassicaceae.